UAAGAAAACAAAAUGACAAAAGAGGAAAUGUGAUGGAAACAACAGAAGGAUGCAAAGGAACUAUUAUAAAUAGAGCAUUUGCAUCUUUCACUUCUUCACUACUUCCUCUCACCUCUUCCUUAACAUCAUCAACAAUGUCUUCCUUAUUUUGUAGUUUCCUCCUUCUUUGUUCUCUUCUCUUCUGCAUCUCUCCUUCAACAGCUGAAACAGUACCUUUUCGUCCAAAAGCUCUAGUUCUUCCGGUCUUUAAAGACAAAUGCACUAACCAAUAUAUCACGCAGAUCAAGCAAAGGACCCCUCUUGUGCCAGUUAAACUAAUUGUUGAUCUUGGUGCAAGAUUCAUGUGGGUUGAUUGCGAAGAAGGUUAUGUCUCUUCUUCGUAUACGCCUGUAAGUUGCGACUCUCUCCUUUGCAAACUUGCUAAUUCACUUGCUUGUGCUACUGAGUGUAAUUCAACCCCAAAGCCAGGCUGUCACAAUAAUACAUGUGCCCAUUCCCCUGAAAACCCAGUGAUACGCCUUGGGACUAGUGGUCAGAUUGGUCAGGAUGUUGUCUCUCUUCAAUCUUUCAAUGGAAAAACUCCUGACAGGAUUGUUUCAGUCCCUAAUUUCCCUUUCGUUUGCGGUCCGACAUUCUUGUUAGAGAAUCUUGCUGAUGGGGUUACAGGAUUGGCUGGCUUGGGAAACAGUAACAUUUCUCUUCCGGCUCAAUUUUCUUCUGCUUUUGGCUUCCCGAAAAAGUUUGCCGUUUGCUUGAGUAAUUCUACAAAGUCCAAUGGCCUGAUAUUUUUCGGCGAUGGCCCAUAUUCAAACCUUCCGAAUGAUCUUACCUAUACGCCACUUAUCCACAACCCCGUGAGUACCGCAGGGGGUUCUUAUCUAGGCGAAGCUUCAGUUGAAUACUUCAUUGGUGUGAAGUCUAUCAGAAUCGGUGGAAAAGAUGUUAAAUUUAAUAAGACUCUGCUGUCCAUCGAUAGCGAAGGCAAGGGAGGGACCAAGAUCAGCACCGUUGAUCCUUACACUGUCCUGCAUACCUCUAUUUAUAAAGCUGUUGUGAAAGCUUUUGUAAAGGAAAUGGAUAAGAAAUUUAUCCCCCAAGUGCAGCCACCUAUAGCACCAUUUGGAGCAUGCUUUCAAUCAAUCGUUAUUGAUAGCAACGAAUUUGGACCUGUUUUGCCAUUCAUUGAUCUUGUGUUGGAAGGGCAGGGUAGUGUGACUUGGAGGAUUUGGGGUGCAAAUUCAAUGGUGAAAAUCAGUAGCUUAGUGAUGUGUUUGGGAUUUGUUGACGGUGGAAUAGAACCUAGAACCUCCAUUGUGAUUGGCGGGCGUCAGAUAGAGGACAAUCUUCUACAGUUUGAUCUUGCUUCUUCAAAACUUGGGUUCAGCUCUUCUCUGCUUGUUAAGAACGCAACCUGCUCCAACUCCAAAUUUAUACCAGUCUAAUGCUAUUUUAAAUUCUUCCCUUAUCAAUUAAGCUUGAUAUUGUCAAAAAAAAAAAAAAAAAAAGAAGAAAAAGAAUGUGGAUCGUGAGAGCUAGCUAGCUGCUUGAGCACGUAGGAUCAUGAAUUCUAGUUGAAUUUCCUUAUUUGGAAUAAAGAUAAAAUUAUAUGCACGUGUAUAUAAUCUAAGCACUUAAAAAGUUUGAUGAGGUUGGCUUGGAUAUUUUUGUGCAUCAAAUAAUGUAAUGUGUGUCAUGUUUACUUUCGGUGGAAAUUUGCAAGUAAUGUCAAAGGGGUUAUAGUUGGAUUUGAAA
This is a messenger RNA of Ricinus communis (castor bean), 1752 nucleotides long. RefSeq names its product probable aspartic proteinase GIP2. The record is from RefSeq and is a predicted model, not a curated record. The transcript has a single exon. Lineage: Eukaryota; Viridiplantae; Streptophyta; Magnoliopsida; Malpighiales; Euphorbiaceae. Gene Ontology annotation, molecular function: aspartic-type endopeptidase activity. The coding region runs from base 33 to 1442 and encodes 469 amino acids. Gene Ontology annotation, biological process: proteolysis.